AUGCAGGACUCGAUGGAAAUCGUCACCUCGGCCGUAAGCGGUCUACCUACGACCGUGAUCGCGCCGGGCGGGGAUGCCACUCUGAUUUUCUCAAGCAGGCAGUACCGCAUGCUCUUCCUGUGCUCCUCUGAAAGCUUAAUAUCAACCUGCGGCCACUUCCGCAAGAAGCUCGCCGAAGGUGGACAGCCUCACACGGAGCUUAUGCGGGACAAAAAGGUUUAUCUGACCAUCAACGAAUUCGAUCCAAGAGCUGUUGAAAUCAUCCUUAACCUCAUCCAUGGCCGAAUCAGGAACAUCCCACAAAACCCAGCCCUACUCUUACUGAAAGACCUCGCUCGAUUCUGUGACUAUCUGCAAUGUUUGCCCUCCGUGGAGCCCUUCACGACCUCUUGGAUGGAGAAACACAAGACCUCGGUACUUGCAUCCUCAGUCCUCAAUGCGAAUACAAAGACAUGGUUGUUCAUCUCUUUGACCUUCCGGCACCAACAAAUCUUCCGACACACCACAGCAAUUCUACAGCAGCGUUUGGCAGACCGAAUGGAUUUAACCAGAACUGCGCCACUCAUUCCGAAGGAAACUAUCAGAAACAUCAACACAACCAGAGAACACUACCUCAACAAACUGUCAACCCUCCUCUACAACCAUCAUAAACGACUUUCGAGAGGGCCCCCUAUUUGUACCUCCAAAUGCGAUAAAUCCUAUUCGAACAUGAUGAUUCAGAUCUCGGCAAGCGGCUUGCUACCGUUUUUCGAGCAACCAAAUCCACGAUGCACAGGCGGCGACAGCUUUCUCCAUACCGAUCGCGACUGUCCUCAUAACAGAGGGAUCUUCUGCCCAAACUAUCAGAACCCAUUGGGCAUGGAUGUGGAGAACCAUCUCAAGCAAUUCACGGCUCUUCUUUGCGGUGUCAACUUGCCGAAUCAAGAGUAA
Molecule: messenger RNA, 930 nt
Organism: Penicillium cataractarum
Lineage: Eukaryota; Fungi; Ascomycota; Eurotiomycetes; Eurotiales; Aspergillaceae
Exons: 3
Coding region: 1-930 (309 amino acids)
Source: RefSeq, a predicted model, not a curated record